Cokeromyces recurvatus is the source of this 1275-nucleotide messenger RNA. Its product is annotated as cytochrome b-c1 complex subunit Rieske. Bases 118 to 918 code for a protein of 266 amino acids. NCBI's taxonomy places the organism in Eukaryota, Fungi, Mucoromycota, Mucoromycetes, Mucorales, Mucoraceae. Gene Ontology annotation, molecular function: 2 iron, 2 sulfur cluster binding; quinol-cytochrome-c reductase activity. Gene Ontology annotation, cellular component: membrane. Gene Ontology annotation, biological process: mitochondrial electron transport, ubiquinol to cytochrome c. The record is from RefSeq and is a predicted model, not a curated record. The transcript is spliced from 4 exons.
GGUAAAGUUAUUGUACUGCCUAUAUACAUUACUCUUGAAGCCCCGCAUUUUAUUCUUUUUUUUUGUUUUUUUUUAACUUAUUAUCUCCCCACUCUUAUUUAUUAUAUAAUAACGAACAUGGCCUCAUUGUCACGUUCAUUCGCAUCUGCCAUUGCUAACCGUUCUUAUACAAAUGUUCCUGCCUCUGCAACUGCAUUGAAACGAGUUUUUAGCCUUUCUUCCAGCAAAGAAGAUGAGCAACAAGAAGUUCACAACAGUCAACCCUUGUUCAGUACACCUAUUAAGCAUCGAUCUGCUGGCGGUUUAGUUAAUAGAUCAACUGUUAAUGUUGGAACUAUUAAUGAUUUCCAAUUACGUCGUAACCAUACUACUUCCAUUCCCGACUUCUCCAAAUAUAAAAAGGACAAGACAAGUGGAGAAGCUAGCCGUAACUUUUCAUACAUGAUGAUUGGUGCUACUGGCUUAAUUUCUGCUGCUGGUGCACAAGCAACUGUAUCUGAUUUUUUGGCCAACAUGUCUGCUUCUGCUGAUGUCUUGGCCUUGGCUAAGGUCGAAGUUGAUUUGGCCUCGAUCCCUGAGGGAAAGAAUGUGACGAUUAAAUGGAGAGGAAAGCCUGUUUUUAUUCGUCAUCGUACUCAAUCUGAAAUUUCUGAGGCUAAUGAAGUUAACAUUCAAGAACUGCGUGAUCCUCAACAAGAUGUUGAAAGAGUAAAGGAUCCUGAAUGGCUUGUUAUGUUGGGUGUCUGUACCCAUUUGGGUUGUGUACCUAUUGGUGAAGCUGGUGAUUAUGGUGGAUGGUACUGUCCUUGUCAUGGUUCUCACUAUGAUAUCUCUGGUCGUAUUCGUAAGGGUCCUGCUCCACUCAACCUUGAAAUUCCCGAAUAUAACUUCUCGGACAAUAAGCUUAUUAUUGGUUAGAUCUAUUUAUAUUAAAGAAAAUAAAUUGGUUUUUGAUUUGUUUAUAAUAUAUUAUGUAAUAUUUAAUAAUAAGACAUAGUAUACAUGUAUUAUUAUUAAGUUGGUUAUCAAUAGCAUACAGACGCAUUAUAAUAUCUAAAAGAAGGUCAGAACAGGGUUAGUUGUUGUGCGGAGAUUCAAAUUAUAGUUUUAAUUUAUGGUUUCAAAUGAAAUUUCCCCUUCCUCCUUUUAAUUCUUUUUAUAUAUGUUUAUAUUGUAUUAAAUCUAUUAAUUACUACUAUUCUUUCCUUUCAUUAUAUAUUAUUAACACGUAUACACAUACAUACAUACAUACAUACAUACAUACAUACAUACAUA